Messenger RNA from Microthlaspi erraticum, 552 nucleotides. NCBI's taxonomy places the organism in Eukaryota, Viridiplantae, Streptophyta, Magnoliopsida, Brassicales, Brassicaceae. The record is from the annotation of a GenBank genome assembly.
AUGACUAGUGUGUACAUGUGGAAGUCGGAUAAUUCGCCUCCGGCUAAUGUCAUGCUCAUAUCCCUUCAGAGGAUCUUCGGUCAGUUUAUUGCCGAUCUAUCGGAGAAAUACUAUGUUCUUGGCUCAAAAGUUCCAUAUGAUCGUCAACUAGAGCCCACCGUCUUCGCUAGGCGUGCAGGGUGCUUCCUCUGGGAAAGCUUACUCGCGAGCUUACGUGCAGAGGCCAAGAAGGAGUGCAGUGGAACAACGGGUAAAACUACAUUUUAUUGCUCAGGAUGCUGUCUUGGUCUCUUAGGCUUUGAAAGUUUCACCAAGCAUAUCCUCAGUAAAGAACAUGCACUUGAAGAGUUGGAUUAUUACCCUGGAGGAGUUGAGGCUGGCAAUGAAUCUCGUGCUCGCAAGGAGGAUGCUGCUGCCAUUCUAGUAAGGCUACAAGGUUUUAGAGAGGCCAGAAGACUUGAAGAAGAAGAAGAAGAAGCCAAGUACAAAAAAGAAAGACUUGAAGAUCCUUAUUAUGAUGAAGAAUAUGACUAUGAAGCAGAAGCAGAGUAG